Schistosoma curassoni is the source of this 3198-nucleotide messenger RNA. Lineage: Eukaryota; Metazoa; Platyhelminthes; Trematoda; Strigeidida; Schistosomatidae. The record is from the annotation of a GenBank genome assembly.
AUACUCUUUAAGUUUAUAUCAAAUUACCAAUCAUAAAUAGGAUAUAUAUUUGGAUCGAUGAUCAUUAUCCCUUAUUUUUAAUAGAAAUAUAUAGGAAAAGGGAAGGGGGGUGGGGAGAUUAAUUAAAUCAUUAAACAUGCCUGAAGAAACAGAAAUUAACAAUGGGAUAACAGAGAAUAAAACUGUUGAAACAACAGAAUUAAUAAAGGAAAAUGUGAUUGUUUCAGAGAAAGAAAUUAAAACUUAUAAAUGUGUAACUCUUGGAGCAUUUGGUGGUUCAAAACAUAUUAGAAUAGAUAUGAAUGAAGUGAAAUCAGUAGGGAAAAAUGAAGUUGCUAUUGAUGUACAAGCAUGCGGUAUCAACUUUCUUGAUAUAAUGACAAGACAAGGUCUUAUUGAUCAAGCAAUGAAACCUCCAUUCAUUUUGGGAUCUGAAUGUACUGGAAUUAUUAGUGAAGUCGGUGAAAAAGUGACAACUUAUAAGGUUGGUGAUCCAGUUAUAGUUCUACUUGAUAAUGGUGCUUGGAGUGAACGUCUUGUAUUACCAAUUAUAGAAAAAGCUAAUACUAAUCAAACAAAUUCAACAACACAAUCUGGAGAUGUUGAAUGUACGGAAUCAAAUGAAUUUGGAAAGAUCAAGUCAAUUAUAUUACCAAGACCAAAAACAUUAGAUGUUAAUAAAGCUGCAAUUAUUAGCUUUGCUUAUAUUCCAGCUUAUAUUUUAACUUAUCAUAUACUUAAUGUUCAUUCUGGUGAUGUAGUUUUGAUAUUUUCAGCUGGCGGUGGAGUAGGAACUGCUUUAGGACAAUUAAUGAAACUUAUACCAAAUAUAACUUUAAUUGGUAUUGCUUCUAAGGCAAAACAUGAAAAGUUGACAAAAAUCUAUGAUAUAUUAUUAGAACCUGAUCAAGAUUGUGUAACAGAAAUUAAAAAACUUUAUCCUAAUGGAAUUGAUGCAAUUUUGGAUUGUAUUAGUGGACCAGAUACAAAUAAAUUAUAUGGUAUAUUAAAACCAUUAGGAAAGCAUAUCAUUUACGGUAUGUCAAACUUAGUCACUGGAGACAGGAAAAACUUUUUAAACUUAGCAAAACAUUGGUUUCAUAUAGAACGUAUUAAUCCGUUGAAAUUACACGAUGAAAAUUUACUGUUAGGUGGAUUUUCAUUAAAAUCACUUCUCUUCUCUCGUGAUCCUAAUCAAACAGAAACGAAUAAAUUAAUUAUUGACGUAUGGAAUGAAUUAACAAAAUUAAUCGAUAGUCAAAAAAUUGAUCCAAUAGUUGAUAGUCAGUGGUAUUUAGAUGAGACCAAAGAGGCUAUGAUGCGUUUACAAGAAAGGAAGAAUGUCGGUAAAGUUGUUUUAAUCCCUAAAUUGAAGGAAAAAGAUGUAAGUUUACUGAAAGUUUUCUUCAUCCUAUUUAUUUAUAUGGGUAAUAUGUCACAUUGACCAUUUGGUACUUAAAUCAUAUUUAGUAUAUUCAUAAGAUUAUGCUAUUUAAAAAUAUUAAUAAGCUUUUCUUAGUUAGUUAUCUUAGAAGCUACAGUGAUUCAUCUGUGAUAACAUUUAUUUAUAGAUGAUACCUAUUAGUGAGGUUAUAUGGAGAUCGUUGGAUUUCAUAGUUUACAUCAUCUUAGUUAAACAACCAGUGAAAGCCACUGGUUUCAUUUUAGUACAGGACUACUCAAUGCUGUCCAUGCAUAACAAUAUCAUUGUAGAGCGAACUCAGGACGUUCAGACCACUGUAGGCAAUUAGUCACUGAUGUCAUCGUAAGAUGGGUGUGUAAUGCCGGGGACUGAGUAAGGUAGACAUGCAAACCAGUAGUUGACAUGAUUCAUGAUACUGACACUGGACUUGUUACGUGGUAAUCCAAUAUUACAGACAAAAUACUAGUCACUAAACUCUUCAGUACAUUUGAAGAAAAUUAACUGUGUAUUUACUUCCGAGAAACGAAAGUAAAUAAGUUUUUCCAAUUGGUGAAACAGUAGAUUCUAUAAGUAAUUUUCUAAUAUUUACAUACAAGAUGGUAUGCUUAAAUCGAUUGAAUGGGAUAUAGCUGAUAACGGAAUUCAUAAUUGAGGUCUAGUUAGUGGCUAUCUCGAUUAAGAAGCUAAGUGGAUAAUGUAUUAGUGUCCAUAUCAAAAGCAACUGAUUUUAAGUCCCGGAACGAACAUCAAUCGUGAGAUUCAGAUACACCUAACUAAUAAGUCCCAAAAAGGACGAAACGUGCGUUCAUAAUUCCAAACCUAAACAUUAUUCCUCUAUUCUAUAUAAAUUUGAGUCGUAUUAGCUAAUAUCCAGUCAAUCCACAUUGGAUACGCAUAUACCAACCAAGACUGAUCAAGCUUCAUACAAAAUAUCAACAUGAGAAUAAUUCAAUCUGUAUAAGAAUCAUUUAAUUGUGAUUGAUUGGUAUGUCAAUGAUAAAUCUCACUCUUAUGGAAAACAUGUGUUUAAAUUGGAAUAUAUAUACCACGUACCUGGAUUAUAUCUUAUGUACUUGAUGUAAUUCUAAUUUCAGGCUGAAGAAGCGGUUGAAAAUACUGAGAAGCCGACAACAGAUUAAACAUCAACAAAUUCAACAGCUAAAUAGUCAGUUUCUUAUGAAUUACUACAUAAACAAAACAAAAAACUGCUUGAUUUAUUAUUUGUUUUGUCUUCCUGUCAUAAUUUGUGUUGCCAUUUAUGUGAUGUGUGUUUUAAUGAUCACUUCAUCAGAAGAUAAACUCCAUAUUUCAACAACAACAAUAACAAAAAAGAGGAAGAACAACUAAAUGUGACUAAUGAAUGUUCCAUAGAGAUGAAGUUUUCAAAAAGUCAUUUCACCUUAUCUUUUCAUCUUUUUUUUUUAAUAAAUUGUUUGUUGAUAUAUGUUGUGAAGAGCUAUUAGUUGAUACCAGCAUAUAAACAACAUUUUUAUCGUAUGUCAACAUAUGAGUUUUCUAUUGAAAACUAUUCAUCUUGUGUUUUUGUUCUGGUUCCGCUUUUUUUGUUUUUUUUUGUUUUGAAUAAACAAAAAUAUCGAUUUGUCAUUUUCAAUGUUCAAUGUGAUGUGAUAUUAUUCAUUUGGUUGUUUUUCAUUGGUUUUCUUUUUUCUUUUUUUUUCUUUUCUUUUUUUUCUAUUUUUAUUUUCAUUGAUCUAUUUGUUUAAAUUGGGUUAUAUUUGUUGAUUAAUAAUGGAAAUGAAAUUUUUGUGUUUGUU